GAAGUUUAGCACUUGGUGGGAGGGACCAUUGCAUCGUUAGCCCACACGAUGGCGUUCCAGGCGCGACAUCGAUGGAUCAUCCAAAAGAUCCACAUCGGCUUGGGCUUCCGCGACGAAGGUCAAGUGGAGGAGCUCAUGAAGACAAACGGCAUCAUGGACGCGUUGUCUGGCUUCUUCCAUCCAGCAGGUCCCACACGAAUCUUCUUCUACUACCAGCCCCGCGUGACGGACAUGGAUGAUCGGCCUUCCCUUAACAAUACAGACAACACCUCCGAAAUCUCCGAGAGCACCCCGCAUAUCGUCGCUCGAUCGCACGCACCUCCUUCCGUCGCCACGGCCGGGCGAGACGAUGCCGCCGCCCCGGUGUCAGAAUUGUUCAUCACAGACGGGUGCGAUGAACCCCUUCUCGCCCGAGCUGUGUACUUUUUGAAGAAAGUCAAACCGGCGCGGGCGCCCAUUGUCCGCAUGCGGCAGCCGCAGCAGACCGACAUGGCGGAGGACCAGACCGCGCUGGUGACGAUCAAUCCUGCGGUCGCCAACGACGGGCUGCUGGAGUUUGGCGUGUUGGACAAGUCUGUGCUAGUGACGAUGGAGACUCUGUUCUCGCAGCUGUACCUGCCGCUCUUGAACGCGCGAGACGAGUGCGAAUGGGGCCAGGCGGACGUCGAGAGCAAAAACGAGUUCCUCCACGGCAUGAAGUCGUUCUUGACAGACAUACAGGGCAGCCUCAAGACAAUGAGCGCCGGCCUGGAGCUCCGCAAGCCCGACAAGCGCUACGACGCAUCUGACUCGCGCAACUUGAACCGGUACGCGGGCGACGAGGCGGCGGUCGCUCACUUUGUCGAGUUGGUGCAAGACUGGUGUCGGCAGACCGAAGCGUAUUUGGACGACAGCGAUCAGACACGGUGGGAGUCGAGCGAGUCGGGGCCAGACACGGAGCUAGAGUACUGGAAAGGGCGGUUGCAGCGGCUCACGGGGAUCACGGAGCAGCUCAAAACGAAGGAGUGCAAGAUGGUGAUCAGCGCGCUGACGAUUGUGACCAAGCAGCACGACGUGGGGCUGGACAAACAGAGCGUGUUUGCGUUGCUCCGGCAAUGGAAACAGAUUGACAUCAACAUCACGGAAGCGACCAACGAAGCCAAAGACAACGUCAAGUACCUCGCGACGCUGGAAAAGUUUAUUGAACCGCUGUACAUUGGCACGCCGGGCGCGGUCAUCGACGCGUUGCCAGCUCUGAUGAAUGCCGUCAAGAUGAUCCACACUAUUGCGCGGUACUACAACACGACGGAGCGCAUGACCAAGUUGUUUAUGAAGGUGACCAACCAAAUGAUCGCGUUAUGUAAAGCCAGCAUCAACGGCACCCAUCCCCCCGAGUACAUUUGGAAACAAGACCCAGAAACCCUCCUCGAGAGUCUCGAGACGUGCUUGCGACUGAACGAAGCGUACCAGGAACAGUACCGGCUCACAAAAGACAAGCUGCUCACGAUGCCCAAGGGCAAGCAGUUUGACUUUAGCGAAACGCAGAUCUUUGGAAAGUUCGACCUGUUUUGCCGCCGCGUGAUUCGGCUCAUCGACAUGUUUAGCACAAUCCAUCAGUUCCAGUCCCUUGCCGACCACUCGCUCGAAGGCAUGCACGGGUUGAUUCAGACGUUUCAAACAAUCAUCGUCGAGUUCCAAGCCAACAAGCACGACUUGCUUGACUACCACAACAACAAGUUUGACCGCGACUACGUCGAAUUCAACGUCCGCAUCAGCGACUUGGAGCUGUCAUUCCAGCACUUUAUCAACCAGUCGUUCGAGAGCAUCACAAGCAUCGAGCAGUCGUUGAACCUGCUCAAGCAGUUCCAAACUAUCCUCCAACGCGAAAACCUGCGCAACGACCUCGAUUCCAAGUUCACCGUCAUCUUCCACAACUACGGGUUGGACCUAACAACCGUCCAGGAAAUCUAUGAAAAGUACCGCCACGACCCGCCCAUCGCCCGCAACUUGCCCCCCGUCGCCGGCAACAUCCUCUGGUCCCGCCAUCUCUUGCGCCGCAUCGAAGAACCCAUGCGAAAAUUUGAAAGCAAUCCCAGUGUCUUGGCGACCAAAGAUUCGAAAAAAGUCAUCAAAACGUACAACAAAGUCGCCCGAACGCUCGUGGCGUUCGAGUACUUGUGGUAUGAAGCCUGGUGUCGAUCGAUUGAGACGUCCAAGGGCGGUUUGCACGCGACGCUCAUCAUUCGACACCCCCAAACGGAUAAACUCUAUGUGAAUUUCGACAAGGAGAUUCUCCAGCUCAUUCGCGAAGCCAAGUGCUUAGAUCGCAUGGGCAUUGAAGUGCCCGACAAUGCCAAGAUGGUCAUGCUGCAAGAAGACAAGUUCAAAAUGUACUUUAACGACCUCACGUACACGUUACGCGAACACGACCGCGUGAUUUCCAAGAUCAUUCCCAUUGCCGCGGCCUUGUUGAAGCCCCAUUUGGAAGACCUCCAGGCCAAAAUUCGACCUGGGAUGGUCACAUUAACGUGGACAAGCAUGAACAUUGACGCGUACAAGAUGCAAGUGCACUUGGGGCUUCAACGACUUGAAGAACUGAUCAACAGCGUCAACGACGUGAUUGAAAACAGAGUGGAAAAGAACCUCAAGGUCGUGUCCAAGGCGGUGCUCGUGAGUUUGCCCACAGACCAAUCGUUCGCCCUGGAUGACUUUGUGCGGGCACAAGAGAAAAAUGUGACGGUGGUCACAACCAUGCUGGCGGCUAAGAACACCGAGGUGGAGAACGCCGUGGACGACGUACUCCGGUUGAUUGGCGACUUUAGUUUGGACAUGGGGGACGCGACCCCCGGCAGCCCGGCCAAGGGGGAAGGGGGUGACAACAGACUCGCCCAGGACGAACGCACCGACUGCCAAGUGACGUUUCGCAAUCAUUACAAGACUCUCAUGUACCGUGCGCUUGUGAAUUGCACCAAAACGUCGUUAAAUGCCAUCAAGAAACGCGUGUGCUCCAAGGCGGGCACGGGGUUUUUGUUUCUCGAGCGCCCCUUCUUUGAAGUGGACGUCCAGCUCAGUGUCCCGUCGGUGCGACUCAGCCCGAGCCUCGACGACAUCCAGCGAGCCAUCAAUCGCAGCGCCGUUGCCGUGCUCAAGUGCUCCAAGACUCUGUUCACGUGGGGGCAGCAAGAUUUGUUUCCUGAAUCCAGCCGCGUGACGUUCUUCGAUCGCUUGGGCUGCGACACGGAGAUUAUCAAGGUCGCGCUAUUGCUCACGGGGGCGCUCCACGGCACCAAGAACCAAGUGCACGACUACCUUGGUGCGUUUAAAAAGUACGACUGGUUGUGGAAAGAAGACAUGGAGUUUCGAUACAACCAGUUUAUCAAGCGAAACCCAACGAUCCAGGAUUUUGAAAACGAACUCAAGAACUUUAUGGUCGUGGAAGCUGAGAUCAACAGCAUUGCGCCCGUGCACAACAUCGCAGCGCUAUCGCUCAACACGAAGAACCUCAAGUUACAACUCCGCAACGAAUGCCGCCAGUGGAAAGUCCAGUACUCGGACCGCGUGCACCAGCAAGCGCGCCUGGCGCUCACGAACCUCAUGGAGUACAUGCGCGUGACCAAUACCAAGCUCAACCGGGACGUCGAGUCGUUGGAUUCGUUGCGGUAUGUGAUGAUGGUGCUCAAGGAAGUGCGGGAACGGGAGUCGUCGAUUGAGAUGGAGAUCAACCCGAUCUUGGACAUGUACGAGAUGCUCGAGCACUUUUUACCGGGGGGGUACAUGAACAAGGAAGAGAUGGACCAGAAGAGCGUGAUUCGGUCGACGUGGCGCAAACUGGUGGAAUACGCCGAGGAAGUGACCGACAACCUUAGCGACGUCCAAGGCAAGUUCAAGAAACAGCUGACAAAAGACGUCAAGGACUUCCAGGCGGACGUGCUGCAGUUCCGCACCGAGUACACGGUCAACGGUCCGAUGGUGUCAGGCAUCAAGCCCACAGAGGCGGUGGAGCGCCUCGCUCGGUUCAAAGACAGCUUGGCGUUGCGGGAUCGCAAGCUCGAAGUGUACGCGGCGGGCGAAGAGCUGUUUGGAAUGCGCCCGACAGAGUACCCCGAGCUCACGAAAACGCGAAAGGAACUGGCGCUGCUCGACCAGUUGUACGGACUGUAUAUGGACGUGGUGCAGACGAUGGAGGGGUACCGCGGCAUCUACUGGAGUGCCGUGCCGUCCAUGUUGGACGACAUGACGUCUAGCUUGAAUGUGUUUGACGAACGGUGCAAACGCAUGCCCAAAAAAUUGUGCGAGUGGGAGGCGUAUCGGUUGCUGCGCAAGGACAUCAGCGACAUGGUGGACAUGCUGCCGCUGAUCCGGGAGCUGAGCGCGGACUGCAUCAAGCUGCGCCACUGGCAGGACGUGGUCAAGCUGGCCGCGGCCCCGCUGCCCGUGGAAUCGGAAGCGUUCAAACUCAAAGACUUGUUGGACGCCAAGUUAUUGGGCCACAAGGACGACAUCGAAGCCAUCUGUGACAGUGCACACAAGCAGCUGCAGAUCGAAACUAAACUCAAAGAGAUCAAGGAGGUGUGGACUAGCGCCGCGUUUGAGUUUGGCGAGUGGAAGUCGCGGACGAUCCCCGUGCUCAAGGGCUACGGCGGCGUGAUUGAAGCACUCGAAGACGCGCAGCUGCAACUCCAAGGCAUGCUCAGCCUUCGCCACGUAUUGCCGUUCAAGGACACAGUGCAAACCAAACUGACGCAGCUGUGCGACACGUCCGACGUGCUGGAGCUGUGGAUCAAGGUACAGACGCUGUGGAUGUCGCUCGAGUCGGUGUUUACGGGCGGCGACAUUGCCAAGCAGAUGCCGAUGGAGGCGAAGAAGUUUGCGAAAAUCGACAAGGACUGGAUCAAGUUGAUGGCCAAGGCGAGCGAGACGGGGCUCGUGGUCAUGUGCUGCUCCAACGAGAUGCUCAAGUCGACCUUGCCCAUCUUGUACGGCGAGUUGGAGAAGUGCCAAAAGAGUCUGGAGGGGUACUUGGAGCAAAAGCGCAACAAAUUCCCGCGGUUCUACUUUGUCUCGAAUCCAUUUUUGCUGCAAGUGCUGUCGAAAGGGUCGGAUCCGAUGGCUGUCCAGCCGUAUUACGAGAAAAUGUUCGACUCGGUUGACCAUGUCGUGCACGAGAGUCAGGACAAGCGGCGUAUCCUCGUACUCAAGAGCUCGGUCGGGUCAGACGAAGAAAGUAUCGUCCUCAAAACCGCCGUCGUGGCCGAAGGAAACAUUGAGGACUGGCUCACGGCGCUCGAGCACGAAAUGUUCACAACGCUGAAGGCACUCGCAAGGGAAUGCGUCACGGACUGCAUAUCGCUGCCGCUGCGGGAGUUUGUCCUGAAGAGCUGUGGACAGUUUGCACUGCUGGGGAUCCAAUUGCAAUGGACUGCACAAAGCCAAGAAGCGCUCCAAAAGUGCAAAACGUCCAAGGGCGUGAUGACAGACACGAGCAAGAAGCAGGCGCAGUUGCUAUCCGAACUCAGCUCGUGGUGCCUCACCAACCUCGGCACGAAGCUGCAGCGAGUCAAAGUCGAAACGCUCAUCACGAUCCAAGUCCACCAACGCGACUGCUUUUCAGACCUCGUCCGGCUGCACAAGGACCGAAAGAUCACCGACGCCACCGACUUUGAAUGGCUUAAGCAAGCGCGCGUGUACUGGCGACCGGCGCCGGCCCACGACCGCCUUGGUCCCGAAGCCUGCAUCAUUCAAAUCUGCGAUGUCGAGUUUAAGUACGCGUACGAGUACCUCGGGUGCAAAGAACGGCUGGUAAUCACCCCCCUCACCGAUCGCGCCUACGUGACGCUGUCGCAGGCGCUCGGAAUGUACCUUGGGGGGUCUCCCACCGGUCCAGCUGGCACGGGCAAGACGGAGACAGUCAAAGACCUCGGCCGCGCGCUCGGGCUGUACGUGGUUGUGACCAACUGCACGGACCAGCAGCGGUUUCUAGAUAUGGCCAAGAUCUUCAAAGGGUUGUGCCAGGCAGGGUUCUGGGGCUGCUUUGACGAGUUCAACCGCAUCGAGUUGCCAGUGCUGAGUGUCGUGGCACAGCAAGUUCUGGCCAUCACCAACGCCAAGCGCGUGCAAGCAGCCAACUUUGUCUUUCCAGGGGACGCGGCGCCGAUUCGACUCAACAUUGACGUGGGGUACUUUAUCACGAUGAAUCCGGGGUACCAAGGGCGCCAGGAACUGCCGGAGAACCUCAAGGCGCUCUUCCGGGGGGUGGCCAUGAUGGUGCCCGAUCGAGAAAUCAUCAUAAAAGUCAAGUUGUGCUCGGUCGGGUACGACCAGUUUGCCGACCUUGCGCGCAAGUUUAAAACGUUAUACUCGCUGUGCGAAGAACAAUUGUCCAAGCAAAACCACUACGACUUUGGGCUGCGCAACAUUCUGUCGGUACUCCGAACCGCCGGCCAGACCAAGCGCGACCACUUGGACGCACCGGAGGACCUGCUUCUCAUGCGCACACUACGGGACAUGAACUUGUCCAAACUGGUGGCGCAGGACACGCCCUUGUUCCUGUCCCUUCUGCAUGACAUCUUCCCGUCUGUGGAAACCAGCGCCAGCGUGGCCAGUCCCAUGCUUCCCUUGAUCCAAGACGUCCUUUCCAAGCACCAAAAGGUGCCCACGCCGGCAUUUACACUUAAAAUCGUGCAGUUGUACGAGACGCUGCUUGUCCGGCACGGCAUUAUGGUCGUGGGGCCCGCCGGUACGGGCAAGUCCGAGAUGUUCCGGACGCUUCAGGUGGCUCUCACAUCCAGUAAGAACGUCCCCCAUCGGCAGAUUCGCAUGAACCCCAAGGCGAUCCGACCCGAGGAAAUGUUUGGCGAAACGGACAAACAGUCGGGCGAGUGGUUGGACGGGGUGUUUGCAUCCAUGUGGUCCAAGUACAACGACCGCAGUCGCCGCGACAUGUCGUGGAUCGUAUGCGAUGGACCCGUGGACGCCAUCUGGAUCGAAAACCUCAACACGGUCCUGGACGACAACAAGCUGCUCACCCUCGCAAACGGCGACCGCAUCCCCAUGACGGACAACUGCAAACUCAUGUUUGAGGUCGAGGACCUGCGCAAUGCGUCCCCCGCAACUGUCUCCCGCGCCGGCAUCAUCUACGUGAGCGAGCCGGACCUGGGCAUCCAACCGCUCAUCGAUUCGUGGCUCCUCUCUCGGCCCUCGGCGGACACUUCCGCCGCGAGUCAGCGCGAGAUUCUGCGGACGCUGUUUGGGACAUUUGUCCACGACGGACUGUUUAAAUUUCUGUCUCGGCAGUGCCGUCCAGUGCUGGCAUUUCCCCGGUGCGGCUUGGUCGAGUCGUGCUUGACGCUGCUCACGAGUGUGCUGGCCACGGCCGAGCUGAGCGACACCGAUGUAGCGGCGGAGCUCGAGCGCGCCUUUGUGUUUUCGUUGGCGUGGGCCGUAGGGGGGCUGUACGAAGCAGACGACCGCGUGAAAUUCAACGAGUACCUUGCGACCGUGUCGUCCAACUACAUCCCCAAGCAGGCCAAGACGACUGUGUUCGACUACGUGGUGAACCCGGCGUCGAUGGAUUGGGAGCGGUGGAGUCUGGACACAUGGGAGCCCCCUGUCGUAGGGGGGGGCGACAUGGACGUCACGAGCGUCACGAUUCCGACCGUGGAGACGACGCGAAGCGUGUUCUUGAUCCACCACGUCAUCGCGCAUCGCCCCGUGCUGCUCGUGGGCGGCCCGGGGACUGGCAAGUCGUCGAUAGUAACGCUGUUUUGCGACAAACACCGGACGGACGACAUGUUGAUGCGCAAGCUCAUCUUUUCCAGCGUGAGUUCCCCUGGGGGGUUUCAGCUCAUGGUGGAAGCGGAGCUGGACAAGCGCGGGGGCAAGAACUUUGGCCCGCCCCACGGCAAGAAGAUGACACUGUUUCUGGACGACUUGAGCAUGCCCGCGUGCAACGCGUGGGGCGACCAGCCGACGCUGGAAGUGGCGCGGCAGCUGAUUGAAACGAGUGGCCUUUGCUUUCUCGACAAGGACAAGCGCGGCGACUUGAAGGUCAUCGAAGAUGUCCAGUACGUCGCCGCCAUGCAGCAUGCCAAGGACGGCAAGCAGGACAUUCCGAACCGCCUCAAACGUCAGUUCUUUGCGUGGAACGUGGUCGUACCGACGAUGGACGUCGUGGACUCGAUCUACGGCCAGAUGCUCAAGUGGCGCGCGGGGUUCCCAAGAGUCGACAAGUCUGUGGCCGACAUGGCCGGCAAGUUGACGUCAGCCACGCUGCACGUGUGGGCGUUCCUCCGCAAGGUCAUGCUUCCGACGCCGCAAAAGUUCCAUUACUUGUUUACCAUGCGCGACUUGGGUCGGAUCUUCCAGGGCAUUCUGCGCGGGUUUGACGGCGUCGGCGUCGACCGCGGCCUCGUCCGGCUGUGGCGCCACGAAUGUGAGCGGCUGUUUGCGGAUCGCCUCACGACUCUGGAGGACAAGACAAGACUCAAAGACGAGCUGCACAAUACGAUGGACAACCUGCUGCUGAAACCGGUGGCCCCCAUGCCCACAAAGGAAGGCGGCAAAAACAACGGAGGUAGCGGGUUGUCUGCGUCGCAGCGCGAAGCAUCACAACCGCUACUGGUGGACAUCUCGACCGGACUGUUUGUCGAUUUUUUGCGUGACGACAAGCGCGACGACGACGGGGUGCUCGUCGAAGAAGCGCCCAAGGUGUACGAGUGCGCGGGGGCGAUCUCUACCGUCCGUGCGCGGGUCGAGCACUUGGUGGAAGUAUUCAACCGAGACAACCCGAGCCGGAAAGUGAACUUGAUCCUGUUCGACGACGCGCUGUUCCAUGUGCUGCGCAUCGUGCGGGCGCUGGGGAUGCCGAGGAGCCACAUGAUGCUCGUGGGCGUCGGCGGGUCCGGCAAGCAAAGCCUGACCAAGCUGGCCGCGGUGCUCGGUCGCAUGCAGUUGGUGCAGAUCACCCCCACCAAGGCGUACAACACGGCGUCGUUCUUGGAAGAUUGGCGGACGCUGUUCAAAUUGGCGGGGCAGUUGAACAAGGGCGUGGUGUUCCUCUGCACGGACAACGAAAUCAAAGACGAUUCGUUCCUUGAAGUCCUCAAUGGCGUGCUCUCGACGGGCGAAGUGCCCAAUUUGUUUCCAAAAGAUGAACUCAACUUUAUCGUGUCAGACCUGCGCGCGGCCAUGCUCAAAGCGCGGCCCACCGACGUCGACUCGUUUGAAAACCUCGUCAAGUUUUUUCUCGCCCGCGUCAAAACCAACCUGCACAUUGUCUUGUCCAUGUCGCCCGUGGAUCGUCGGUUCGCCGAACGUUGCCGGAAGUUUCCCGCGCUCGUGUCUGGGUGUACGUUGGACUGGUACUUGAGUUGGCCGCAGGAUGCCCUCGUGGCGGUGAGCAAGGGCUUCAUGGACGACUUCCCGCUGGAGUGCGCGCCGCAGGUCAAGGACCAACUGGUCGUACACAUGGGGCUGAUCCACGACACGGUUGUGGACGUGUGCGGCGAGUAUUUUCAAAAGCGAAGGCGCCACGUGUACCAAACGCCCAAGUCGUUCUUGUCCUACUUGGCGCUGUACAAGACCGUGUACAAAGCAAAAUUGACCGAGAUCCACCGCAGCGAAAGCAGCAUCAACACAGGGUUGCAGAAACUAGUGCAAGGCGCGGCGGAUGUUGAAAAGAUGAAGGGCAUGCUCAAGGGCGAAGAGCAAAAGCUGAUCGUUGCCGAGGCGGCGGCCAACACGAUGCUAGAGAACCUCCAAGUCAAGUCGAUGGAGGCCAAGAAAGAGAACGACAUUGUCGGCAAGAUCAAGGAACGCUGUGAGGUGGACGCGGUGUUGAUCCGGCGGGAAAAGGAAGACGCUGAAGAAGACUUGGCCAAGGCGCAGCCGUUUUUAGACGAGGCGGAGCGCGCGGUGUCUGGCAUCAAGCCGAACGAUCUGAACGAACUCAAGAAACUCGCCAAGCCCGGCGACAUCAUCAAGCUCAUAUUUGACUGCGUGUCGCUGCUGCAAAUGUAUCCCGUCGUCAAGGUCGAAAAGUCGCAGAUCACCAUCAACAAGAAGGCGAUGGAUUUUUUGUUGGAUUCGUACGGCAUUGCCAAGCAAGGCAUGCUGAGUGACACGCGGUUCCUCCAGCACGUGUUUCACUUUUCCAAGUUUGAAAAGGAUAACAUCAACGACGAAACCAUCGAGCUGCUCAUGCCGUACCUGGAACUGGACGGAUUCAGCGCCGUGGUCGCUAAGAACGCGUCCAAGGCCGCCGAGGGGCUGUGUACGUGGGUAAUUGCCAUGACCAAGUACCACCACGCAUCGAAGGUGGUCAAACCCAAGCUGGAGACGCUCCGUGUGGCCGAAGGGCGGCUCGAAGCCGCGCAGUUCGGUUUGCGCGCGGCGGAAGACAAGCUGUCGGCAUGCCAGACGAUUCUGGACAACCUCCAGCGCGACUUUGAAGUGCAAAUGGCUGAAAAGGCUCGUGUGGAGGAAAACGCGACCACCACCCGCAAGAAGAUGGAGCAGGCGACGGCGUUGAUUCAGGGCUUGGCGGGGGAGAAGAAGCGAUGGACGGAAGAGAGCAACCGGUUCGCGGAUCGAAAGCUCCGCCUCGUGGGGGACUGCGCGGUGGCGUGCGAGUUUGUCAGCUACUGCGGCCCGUUCAACAAGGAAUACCGCGAUAUUUUGUGCAAAUUGAAGUUUGCCAAAGACUUGCGCGACCGACAAGUGCCGGUGACGCACGACUUGGCGCUCACGACGUUCAUGGUGGACGUGGGCACGGUAACCGACUGGAACUUGGAGGGUCUGCCAUCGGACCCCCUGUCGAUUCAAAAUGGCAUCUUGGUCACUAUGAGCUCCAAGUACCCGCUGUUGAUUGACCCCCAGGGCCAAGGGCUGGCGUGGAUUCUCACGAGGGAGGCGGCGCGCAUGCCGACGACGGGCGUUUUAUCCAUCAACCACCCCAAACUGCGCGACCAGCUCGAAUUUUGCAUCAGCGAAGGAAAGGCGCUGGUUCUGGACGGCGUCGAACAGGAGCUAGAUCCGUCGAUGAACGCGGUGCUGGAGAAGAACAUUGUCGUCAAAGCCAAGAGUAAGUACAUGAUGCUGGGCGACAAGUUGUGCGAGUACAACGACCAGUUCAUGCUGUACAUGACCACGCGGCUGCCAAAUCCUCACUUUGCCCCGGAAGUGCAGGCCAAGACCAUGUUGGUAGACUUUACCGUGACCCAAGAAGGCCUGGAAGACCAGUUGUUGGCGAAAGUGAUCCAGAAGGAGCAAAAGUCGUUGGAAGAACAGCUCAUUCGCGUGCAAUUUGACGUCAACAUGAACACCAAGGCGUUGCUGGGCCUGGACGCGCUGUUGCUGGAGCGCCUCGCGUCUAACGCGGGCAACUUGCUCGACGACUUGGACUUGAUCGGUGUGUUGGCGUCCACAAAAGCCAAAGCCACCGAAGUCAACGACAAGCUCAUGGCCGCUGCCGACAUGAAGCUCGGCAUCGACGAGAAGCGGGAGCAGUAUCGGCCAGUGGCGACCCGCGGGUCGGUGCUGUACUUUUCACUCGUCGACUUUUCGCUUGUGAAUUGCAUGUACCAGUCGUCCCUGGACCAGUUUCUCACGCUGUUCAAGAAAGCCAUGGACAUUGCUGACCGCGCCAGUCUCUCGUCCAAACGGGUGCAUAACAUCCUCGAUGCCAUGACGUACCUCGUCUACCGUGCUACGAACCGUGGAUUGUACGAGAAGGACAAGCUCGCGUUCGUGAUGGUUGUGGCGCUGAAAAUUCUCGUCACGGCCGACACGCUCGACGGCGGGGACAUUGCGCUGUUCCUCAAGGCUGGCGCCACGCGGCAGCAGAAUCAUGCGUCGGAGAAGCCCAAGCCGUUUGCAUGGCUCAGUGGGCCGGCGUGGACGAACGUGCAGCAGCUGUGCCAAGACAAGCCCGAGUUUCGGAAUUUGGUCGCCGACAUUGAGCGCAACGAGGCGCCGUGGCGGCGGUGGUACGAGGACAACGAGCCGGAGAAGGUGCCGAUUCCAGACUACGAAACGCUGCUGUUCCACCCCGACGCGGCCAAUGCCAAAACCCAUUUCCUUCGUCUGUUGCUGGUCCGGUGUCUGCGCGAUGACCGGACGUUGCUGGCCGCGCAAGACUUUAUCAAGUUGGUCGACACCGUCGAGACUAAAGGGGGGAGGUUGCCGUGCAUGGGGCUGCGGUUCAUCGAGCCCGUGACGGACACGACCGACAGUGUGUGGAGCGAAAUGACCCAUGAGACCCCCGUGAUUUACCUGCUCAGUCUCGGAGCCGACCCCACCGAGUCGAUUGAGGUGCUGGCUCGUAAGAAACGGGUGAACAUUCAGUGCAUUUCCAUGGGCGAAGGGCAGGAUGUCGUCGCGUCCAAGGCCAUGGCGGCCGCGAUGCUCAAUGGCACGUGGUUGUUGCUGCAGAACUGCCACUUGGGGCUAGAUUUCAUGGAGAGUUUGCCGGAAACGUUGACCAAGGCCACGGCGCUGUCGUCACCCGAGUUCCGGCUGUUCCUCACGUCCGAGCCACACCCGUCGUUCUCGAUUGCAUUGUUGCAUCGAAGCAUCAAAGUCACCAACGAACCACCGGCGGGCCUCCGCGCGGGCAUGUUGCGGAGCUUCACGGUGCUGGUGGACCAAGACAAGCUCGAGCGAAUUGAGACAACCCAGUGGCGGACGCUGCUGUUUGCGUUGUCGUUUCUGCAUUCGAUCGUGCAGGAGCGGCGCAAGUUUGGUCCGCUGGGGUUUUCGAUUCCGUACGAGUUUAACGCGUCCGACUUGACAGCGUCCAUGGUAUUUUUGGAAAAACACUUGUAUGCUGGGUCAUUGAGCUGGCCCACAUUGCAGUACAUGAUUGCCGAAGUGCAUUAUGGCGGCCGCAUCACCGACGAGCUAGAUAGACGGCUGUUCAAGGCGUACUGCGAGGAGUGGCUCAGCCCGGGCACCCUUGCCCCGAGCUUCACGUUCAACCCGGAGGCGUUGGUCAGUCGCCUUCCUCAGGACUUCGUGUACGGCAUCCCCGACGGCUCGGACAUGGACGAAUUCCACAAAUUUCUCGGAUCGUUUCCCAAAGUGGACUCGCCCGAGAUCUUUGGCCUGCACCCAAACGCAGACUUGACGUUCCGGGUCAAAGAAGUUGGCGCACUGCUCACGACCUUGAGCGAAACGCAGCCCAAGUCGCAAUCGUCGGCUAGGGGGGGCGCGACCCGCGAAGCCGUGGUGCUGGACAAAUGCGAUGAGUUGCUGACCAAGUUGCCCAAGGAGUUUGUGGAUGAGUCCAGCUUGGAGCUUAUCCAAACAAAGCUGGGUGGAUUGCACGUUCCGUUGAAUGUGUUCUUGUGGCAGGAGCUGCAACAACUCCAAGCCGUCAUGUCGAUAGUCCGCCGCGUGUUGCUGGAAGCCCAAGCUGCUAUCAAGGGUGAGUUGGUGGUCACGCCGGAUAUUGCCACAACGAUUCACGCGAUCUUUGAUGCUAAAGUGCCGCGCUUGUGGCUGUACCGAGGCGCGGACGAGCUCUCGUGGUUCUCCCCCACGCUGGGGCUGUGGUUCACCGGGUUGCUGGAGCGCCACAAGCAGCUGGAGGGGUGGCUCGAGCGGGCCAAACCGUUUUGUUUCUGGCUACCAGGUUUUUUCAAUCCACAAGGGUUUCUCACGGCGAUGCGGCAAGAGGUGGCGAGGCAUCACGUGGCCGAUAAGUGGGCACUCGACGACGUCGUGUACCACACCGAAGUCACAGAGUACGAGAAGCUCGAGCAGAUUCGCCAACCACCGAAAGAAGGCGUGCUGGUUCACGGCUUGUUCAUUGAAGGAGCUGCGUGGCAUAAAGCCAACGCGACGCUGGUCGAGUCCGAGCCCAAGAAACUGUUUGCGCCGCUCCCGGUGCUGUACGUGACGGCCACGACCAAACUCCUCAAGAAGAACCGAAGUGGCGACUACGGCCCGUAUGGAGGCUUUGACUGCCCUGUGUACAAGUACCCCGUCCGCACUGAUCGGUACCUUCUCUUCACUGUGACCAUGCCAUCAAGGGAACAUCGGCCAGUCCAUUGGACACUACGGGGAGUCGCGUUGCUGUGCGCCACCGAAUAGGCGUGUAAUCGCGUAGCAAAUCUCAAUAGAACUUGCAACUAUCUGUAUACUAGUAAUCCUCUUGUUAUAAGACGGAGAUUACGACACGAUGUUGGGCCGCUGCACGCCACAGAGUGCACAGAACCGCAUUACGGCUGACUCGAACGAGUGGUUGCAAUUGGGACAAUGGGAAGCCAACACGGGUACGCCAACACUGGAGGCAGUGACCUUGUCAGCCUGUCCUGCGCGGUACAUCGAGUGGUAGUAAUCCAUUCGCUCGAGCUCUUCCUUGGCGUCUGCGAGACACAAUUUGACCGCUUGCACAUCUCGGAGGUGCAUCUUAUCACGGAACUUCAAGCGUGCGUAGGCACGCAUCGUCUCGCGGUGGACGUGUUGCGGACACUUGGACGCAGAUACCAGGCACGCCUUGUACACAUGCAGGACUUCGCGGCGAAGUUCAUUCAUUUGGAAGCACUUGGCAGGAUGAUG
Molecule: messenger RNA, 14538 nt
Organism: Aphanomyces astaci
Lineage: Eukaryota; Oomycota; Saprolegniomycetes; Saprolegniales; Verrucalvaceae
Exons: 6
Coding region: 49-14070 (4673 amino acids)
Biological process (GO): microtubule-based movement
Cellular component (GO): dynein complex
Molecular function (GO): dynein light intermediate chain binding; minus-end-directed microtubule motor activity; dynein intermediate chain binding
Source: RefSeq, a predicted model, not a curated record